CAUCUUUGUUCACAAAGAAGGCAAAUGGCUUCCAGAAGUCGGUAAUGGACUUGGUCAAUGGAGCAGCGAGUUGAAACCAGAUGAAUAUAUUGUACGCUUUGUCUCCUGUGGUCCCAAAGUCUACAGUUAUGAAACAAACACCGGCCGAAUUCAGCUGAAAGUUAAAGGCAUGACUCAGAACGGGUACACGGAAGAUGUCUUGAACGAUGAUCUGCAGCGCACUGGAGAGAAACUUGACUUUGACAAGUUGACCGAAAUCCUGAAAGGCGCUACAAUGCCGGUACGUAUCAGUUAUGUUAUUACUUUUGUUUUAGUUCUUAUUGAUUCCAGUGGUUUAACACAGGUUGUGUACCCUGAGUACAUCAAGCGGAACUUUAAAGCUCAAGAGAUUUCCACUGUCCGCUUGAAGAAACAUCUGCGCAUGGUGUACGACAAACGGGUUUUGUUGGAAGAUUUCACCACAGUUCCGUACGGUUUUAAGAAGCCGGACCCACAGCCGGCGUGAUGGAUUUGUAUCUGGAGGAUGCCACAACCAUGUGGUACGAGAUCAAGCGUGACUCGUACAUGGGAUUCCAUAAGAAGUCC
Molecule: messenger RNA, 585 nt
Organism: Paramacrobiotus metropolitanus
Lineage: Eukaryota; Metazoa; Tardigrada; Eutardigrada; Parachela; Macrobiotidae
Exons: 2
Coding region: 170-505 (111 amino acids)
Source: RefSeq, a predicted model, not a curated record